AUGAAGUUAACUUCAUUAAUAUCGUUAACGUUAGCUCUUAUGAGUUCAACCGUAAUGGCUUUUGACCCGUUAUCUAACACUAACGUAGCAGUAUAUUGGGGACAAAACUCUGGAUUGUCUCAACAAAGAUUAUCUACUUACUGUCAAGAUCCAAACGUUGAUAUAGUAGUCCUUUCAUUUAUGGAUGUGUUCCCUAACACUUUAGACAUUAAUUUUGCUAAUGCAUGUGGGGGUCCAACCAAUUCGGAAGGUUUAUUAAUUUGUGAUCAAAUUGCUACAGAUAUUGGUACUUGUCAAAGUUUAGGUAUAAAAGUCUUACUUUCAUUAGGUGGUGCUUCCGGUGCUUAUGGUUUCACUUCUGACCAACAAGCUACUGAUUUUGCAACUACCUUAUGGGAUUUUUUUGGAAAUUCUGAUGCUCAACCACCAACCAAUAGACCAUUUGGUACAGCUGUUCUUGAUGGUUUUGAUUUUGAUAUUGAAGAUAAUAAUCCUACUGGAUACGCUGCCUUAGCCACAGCUUUGAGAACUCUUUAUGCUACAGAUAAUUCCAAACAAUAUUUCAUAUCCGCAGCCCCUCAAUGUCCUUACCCUGAUGCUUCUACCGGUGACUUGUUAGCUAAUGCAGAUGUAGAUUUUGCUUUUAUUCAAUUCUACAAUAAUUACUGUAAUUUAAAUUCAGGAGCCAAUUUUAAUUGGGAUACUUGGGUAAACUUUGCUGAAAAUGUUUCUCCAAACAAAAAUAUUAGACUUUAUGUUGGUUUACCAGCUGAUACUACUGCUGCUGGAUCAGGUUAUACCCCAUCUGCUCAAGUAGAGCAAUAUUUGGCCGCAGCUAGUGUAUUCUCCAGUCCUUACUUGGGUGGUAUCUCCUUAUGGGAUGCUUCUCAGGCUUGGAAUAAUGUUGUUAAUGGUGAAAACUUUGUUGAUCAAGUCAAGAAUAUAUUGGUUGAAAAUGUACCAGUAGCUGAACCUACUACUACCACCCCAACUACUACUCCAACAACUACUACUCCAACAACUACCACCACUAGUACUCCAACUACAACCAGUACCACUACUACCAGUACUCCAACUACUACUUCUCCAACUACUACUUCAACUACCAGUCCUACUACCACAAGUACUCCAACUACUACUAGCACUACUAGCACUCCAACUACCACAAGAGCCACUACCACAAGUACUCCAACCACUACUAGCUCUACUUCUACUACUACUACUAGUACUCCAACCACUACUAUUGUUCCAACCACUACUAGUAUUCCAACCACUACUAGUAUUCCAACCACUACUAGUACUCCAACCACUACUAUUGCUCCAACCACUACUAGUAUUCCAACCACUACUAGUACCCCAACCACUACUAGUACUCCAACCACUACUAGUACUCCAACCACUACUAGUACUCCAACCACUACUAGUACUACUUCUACCACUACUAGUACUACUUCUACCACUAGUACUUCAGCUACCACUAACACUCUCAAAACGGUUACUACGAGUGCAACUAAGAUAUUUACAGUAUACCAAAUACAUACCACUCUUACCGAAGUUAUUUCUUGCCCUUUGGCCACAACUACAAAGCUUACCACAGUUAGUGCCCCUCCAUCCUGGUGGCCAUAA
Molecule: messenger RNA, 1626 nt
Organism: Scheffersomyces amazonensis
Lineage: Eukaryota; Fungi; Ascomycota; Pichiomycetes; Serinales; Debaryomycetaceae
Gene: CHT3
Product: Cht3p
Exons: 1
Coding region: 1-1626 (541 amino acids)
Biological process (GO): carbohydrate metabolic process
Cellular component (GO): extracellular region
Molecular function (GO): chitinase activity
Source: RefSeq, a predicted model, not a curated record